AUGUCUCAGCAACAGGCCAACCAGGGCAAGAUUGGCCUAGAGAACCAGCAGUACCCCACGAAUACAGGAUUUUUCUCAGAGAAUGGUCACACUCUCAGUCGCAUCGAACCCAUGACGACCCACUCGGGAGCCUCAGUAGCAUCCUUCUUCAAUGGCCUAUUCGCGACCAUCGUCGGCAUCAGUACUCUCGGCACAAGUGUCACCUUUUCCUACGUGCUCUCCAGCAACGUCCAGGCUCCCAGAGCCCUCAACCCGACCUUCUCCUUGGACGAGAUUCACUCAUUUCUGGCAGUCAGCUGGUUGUUGUUCCUUCUUGCCAUGGCAUUUGGCUCACUUGGUUCCACCUUGCUGACCUUCUACAAAAAGCGUUGGGUUGCAGAUUGGGAUGGAUAUAACGGAAGAACAAGCCGAUGGGCUGUACAAAUGUAUGCGGUGACGGCCAGUGCCUUCAUGGGUGGACUCGUUAUUGGCGCCUUCAUCAUUCUAGGCUUGGUUGUGGUGGCGUACUCUCCGACAGUGGGAUGGAUUGCCGUCGGUGUUACCAGUUUCUUUGGCCUGAUAAUUAUGCUCGCGGUCCUCAAGCAAGCCCCAUGGCCAUGGCGCGAUUAAUGCUCUUUCACAUGUGUAUGGAUAACGGGCUUUUGCGGGGAAAGUGUGCGGCAGCUUGACAGCUUUCUGUUCAUUGAAGUGGAGGAUCAGGACCAACGCUUAUGCG
This is a messenger RNA of Exophiala mesophila, 715 nucleotides long. RefSeq lists its product as uncharacterized. The record is from RefSeq and is a predicted model, not a curated record. The transcript has a single exon. Bases 1 to 609 code for a protein of 202 amino acids. Lineage: Eukaryota; Fungi; Ascomycota; Eurotiomycetes; Chaetothyriales; Herpotrichiellaceae.